GGUGGCGGUGGGGGGGGACCCCGUCUGGGGAGGGGGCGCUCCGCUAGCCUUUUCCAACCCGCUCCGUUUCCGUCCCCCGCGCCCGCCCCUCGGAGAAAUUAGGGACCUCGCCUUCCACCCCGCCCCCCGCUUCGCCUCCGAGCGGGGCUAGAGACCGAAGGCACGUCCCCAUCCUCCGCGGGGCGGGCAGCCCGAGCCCGCGCCCCCGAGGGCGGGAAACUACAACUCCCGGCAUGCCCCGGGCGCCCCCGCGGCCCCCCCGCAGUUCCAUGCUGCUCCCUCCAGUUCAUUUAAAACAAAAGAGUUUGAGCGCUGGAAGGGGCUGGGCUCGACUGGGGGCCACUGGGCGCCGCUCCCGGACCGGGGCUUGGUGCGGGAGCCCGAGAGGGGCGUCUGGACGGCGGGGUCUAGAGCCGCCCGGGUCGGAGGCGGGAGGGGUGGGGGCAGAGAUCCCGCAGCCCCCCGCCCCGCGUCACCCCCGGAGAGGAAAGGAGAGCUGCUUCCUCGGUUUUGCUUCUCUUUCCCCCACCCCCACCCCGGGGGCUGGGGCGAGGGGAGUCGGGUUACAGGGUGUUUGGGGAGGGGGGCUUAGGGGGAGGGUCUAUCUUUCUAUCUCGCUUUCUUCCCCCCUCCCCAGUUCUUUGUUCCCCCUCCCCACACGCCCCCCUCCUCUCCCCUCCCCUCCUCGCUCCUCUCUUCCCUUCCACCUCCUCUCUCCCUCUCUCCCCCAGCUUUUGUUUCGCCAUGCCUAGUCUAGUGGUAUCUGGAAUAAUGGAAAGAAAUGGGGGCUUUGGAGAACUAGGAUGUUUCGGGGGAAGCGCUAAGGACCGAGGGUUGCUGGAAGACGAGCGCGCCCUUCAGCUGGCUCUCGAUCAGCUCUGCCUCCUGGGUUUGGGGGAGCCCCCCGCCCCCACGGCGGGCGAGGACGGGGGAGGUGGGGGGGGCGGCGCCCCCGCGCAGCCGGCCGCCCCCCCGCAGCCGGCCCCGCCGCCGCCGCCUGCGGCGCCCCCGGCCGCCCCGCCGGCGGCCCCCGCGGCGCAGACGCCCCAGCCCCCCACUGCCCCCAAAGGGGCCAGCGACGCCAAGCUCUGCGCUCUCUACAAAGAGGCCGAGCUGCGCCUGAAGGGCAGCAGCAACACCACCGAGUGUGUCCCCGUGCCCACCUCCGAGCACGUGGCCGAGAUCGUGGGCAGGCAAGGCUGCAAGAUUAAGGCUCUGAGGGCCAAGACCAAUACGUACAUCAAGACGCCGGUGCGCGGCGAGGAGCCCGUGUUCAUGGUGACCGGACGGCGGGAGGACGUGGCCACAGCCCGACGGGAGAUCAUCUCGGCGGCCGAGCACUUCUCCAUGAUCCGCGCCUCACGCAACAAGUCCGGCGCCGCCUUUGGCGUGGCUCCCGCCCUGCCCGGCCAGGUGACCAUUCGCGUGCGGGUGCCCUACCGCGUGGUGGGGCUGGUGGUGGGCCCCAAGGGGGCCACCAUCAAGCGCAUCCAGCAGCAGACCAACACGUACAUCAUCACGCCGAGCCGCGACCGCGACCCGGUGUUCGAGAUCACGGGGGCGCCGGGGAACGUGGAGCGCGCGCGCGAGGAGAUCGAGACGCACAUCGCCGUGCGCACCGGCAAGAUCCUCGAGUACAACAACGAGAACGACUUCCUGGCGGGGAGCCCCGACGCCGGGCUGGACAGCCGCUACUCCGAGGCCUGGCGUGUGCACCCGCCCGGCUGCAAGCCGCUCUCCACCUUCCGCCAGAACAGCCUGGGCUGCAUCGGCGACUGCGCCGUGGACUCGGGCUUCGAGGCGCCGCGCCUGGGCGAGCAGGGCGGGGACUUCGGCUACGGCGGCUACCUGUUCCCGGGCUACGGCGUGGGCAAGCAGGACGUGUACUACGGCGUGGCCGAGACCAGCCCCCCGCUCUGGGCGGGCCAGGAGAACGCCACGCCCACCUCGGUGCUCUUCUCCUCCGCCUCCUCGUCGUCGUCGUCGUCCGCCAAGGCCCGCGCCGCGCCCCCGGGGGCGCACCGCUCCCCCGCCGCCUCCGCGGGGCCCGAGCUGGCCGGCCUGCCCAGACGCCCGCCGGGGGAGCCGCUGCAGGGCUUCUCCAAACUGGGCGGCGGCCUGCGGAGCCCCGGCGGCGGGCGGGACUGCAUGGUGUGCUUCGAGAGCGAGGUGACCGCCGCCCUGGUCCCCUGCGGACACAACCUCUUCUGCAUGGAGUGCGCAGUACGCAUCUGCGAGAGGACGGACCCGGAGUGUCCCGUCUGCCACAUCACAGCCACGCAAGCCAUCCGAAUAUUCUCCUAAGCCCCCUGCCCCGGGCCUCCGGGCUCCCUCCCUGGGCCGAGGGCGCCCCCACCUCCACCCCCUGCCCUGGAUCUGUUUUCCACCCGGGCCUUUUGGAAAUCAGUGGGCUCAGUGGGCAAGGUGCUUAGACGUACUCGAUCCGUGGGGAGGGGGCGGGGAGGCGACGGUGGCUGGGGUGGGGUGGGGUGGGCCACCUUCAGAGCCUCUGGCCACCCCGUCCUGGAAAGGUUGGGAGGGGGCCAGGCAGGAAAUUUUACUAGAGUUACAACUCUGAUACCUCAACACACCCUUCUAUCUGGAAGCAGCUACGAGAAAGUUUUGUUUGGCUAGAGGGGGUCGCUAAGGCAUUCUGACCCCCUCUGCCCAGCCCCCCAUCUGCACCACACCACCCCUUCCUCUCUGGAGGGGAUUGGGGAAAGGGAGGGGGAGAAUUACCAUCUGUAUCUGGAGGUGCUCUUUCCAGCCCUCUCUGGCCCUGACCUUUGACCUCCUUAUGUGACCCUUUAGACCCCCCACCACCACCCCCCAACCGCCAUAUCCCUGUUUGGGCAUCUGCUCCUGGGUUUCCAGUGGUCUGAGGGAGUUGGGGCCCUUUCAGAAGUCUGCACAGAUUCCCUGGGGUUGGAGGGGAGGCGUGUCCAUCCAUAAAGGGCUCAGAGCUCAUCUCCCCACAGAGCUGGAUGGAGGGGUGUGGAGAGCAAGCUCCUCUCACCCUCUCUUCCCCAUCUCUCCUCCCCUUGGGCUGUCCUCUCCUCUCCGCUCCUCCUCCCGCCAGCUCUCCUCUUUGCUUCCCCUUGAGGGCUGUCGUCCCCAGCUCUGUCCUCCUCUGUCUCUUUCUUCCCUACUCCCCCCUCCUUCCUGCCCCUUCUAGUCCAACUUUGGGCUCACCAUCCCCUGGGGGAGAAGUAGGGGAGAAGAGCAUUUGGAUGAACCCCCCCUUAAUUCCUCUUCUGGCACCUGGAGGCCCUCCCCACUCCUCCAAAGAAACACCUCGAAUUCUUGAUAGAAUGUAUCCCCAUUCUCAGUGAAAAUUUGAGGAGGGGACUAAUAUUGGGGUACAUCAGGGGUCAAACCUCUGCCUCUACCAUCUUUGGGCAUUGUAUUUAGGGAGCAGUUCUUGGGCUGGAUCUUCUGGCGGCAGGCAGAGGAGAGACAGGGUCGCGUGUCUGCUAUUGAAGGGACAGGAAGGAGCCUGAGGCAGGUGGAGAGGCUGGUGCAUGGAGGGGCUGCUCCUCCCCCUGCCGCUCCCAGGGCCUGUGCCCCCUCUCUGGACCUGACCCAAACCCCUAUUAGCAGGCAAAUCAUGAAGUCUCUGUCCCACCCAUUGUGGUUGUGGGGAGAGGCUGGGGCUUCAGAGAGAGUUCAGUCCUGGACCAGGCAGGAUUGGGGUGCGACAUUUUGGUCCGGUAUUGCUAACAAGCCUAGGACCCCACCCCCCCCACCCCCACUGCUUCCCUAAGGCUCACUUGGGGCUGCCACCAGCCUCCCACCCUCCUGGUUCCGCUGGCCGGGCCAGGAGAGGGUGGGGGGUGGGGGUCCCUGGGGGGUUCCCAGGUGAUUCUUGUAUAUAGCGGGGUAGGACUGUCCUAGGUGAUCUCUGAGCACUUAGGCUCGGGGAGUCCCAUUCUGUCUGAUGGAGAGGGGGUGCAGGGAUGGAGGUAUGGGGGGAUUUCCUCCUCUCCUUCCUCCUGUUGUGAAUUCACUCACCUCUCCUCAGCCUGCCCCUCCAGACCACCAGCCAGGGAGGGGAGAGGAAGGAGGUCACAGUCAGGAAAGUGGCCUGUGACAGCUUCCCUCCUUCCCGCCAAUGUGAGCCAUCCCGAGAUGUGUGUACAAUAGAAACCAAACCAAAUGGGUGCUCUCGGCCUGUCGGUCGCCGAGGGGGGUGGGGAGGGGGGUGGGAAGAAGGGAUGUCUGUCUGUCGCUCCCCUCCCCCUCUCCACUUCUUACCCUCAAAGGCAGAAGACUGUUAGGCUAGGGGGCUCAGAAAAUUAAGUCCCGCCCUGGCUAAUUGAGCCAAACCUAGAAACCAACGCAAAACACACAUAGUGAGAGACAAAACAGAGGAGAGAAAGAGCGUGAGAGGGAGCGAGAUAGGCAAACAACACAGAGGAGACAAAACAAAAAUAGCAAAAAAAAAAAAAAAGCAGUUCUUUAUAAUUUAAUAUUCUAUUUUAAUAAAGGCGUUUAUUACCGUAUAAAUGUAGCAAAGAACCUGGGCUAAUAUGAAAAAAAGACUUUUUAUUAGGUAAUUUAUUAUAUGAAAAGGAUAUUUUAUUUUAUGAUAAAGUGAUCCUUAAAAAAAAUAAAAAAACUUUAGAAGGUUUAGAAUAUAUGUAGGGAGAGAAGAAGAAAAAAAAAUACAUUUGUAUUCAGAGUUAAAUCUUAAAAAAAAAGUGUUUUUAAUAUAUGUUCGGGUUUACGUUCCUUUUUUCCCCCACUUUUAUUUGGGGAGGAAUGUCAUUUGCUUUUUGUGGGGAGCGUCCUGGGAUGUGUGGUGGAGAUGGGGGUCCUGGGGGAAACCUGGUCCCUCUGGGGCUCCAAGUAGAUUGGAUUUCACUCCAUGGGCCCCCCUCCCCGCUCCCCUCCCCCUCGGGGGGAGCCGGCAGAGCCAAACAAAGAAAGGGAUUAACAAGAAAGGAAGAGCGCUUGGACUGAGGAUCCUGGGCUGCCCCCCCCUCCCCUGCCCUGUCCCAGGGGCGAGUGGGGAGGGGAAGUCCAGAGCUGAGGCCUAGCAGGCCUGCGGGAACCCUCAGAGAGGUGCGAGAUUUAAGAGAACUAGUUUUGUUUUGUUUUGUUUUGUUUAACCAAAAUGAGAGAGAGAGAGAGAGAGAGAAGAAAAAGAAAGAAACCGAGGGGUUUAAAAGAAAAGAAUACUACAAAAUAAUAAUUAUUAAUAAUAAUAAUUCAAAUUUAUUUCAUAUAAUCCUAGAGAAAAAGAAAGAAUUACUAGUUACUUAGUAGACGAUAUUCAGAUAGCUUAAAGUUUAGUAGCAUCGAGGGCCCCUGGGUCCAGUAGAAUGUAUAAAAGUUGUAACGAAAGGAAAGUAGAUGAGGGACGCGGUCAAGUGCACCCUGCAUGUGGGGAACCCCAUCUCCAGAUACUGGGCAGGAGCAGGCUGCUAGCUGAGCUCAGAGCUUCUGGUCUGCUGGGGUUGAUUCUGAGAAUCCUUGGAUUUUUAAAUUGUAGGACAAACAGAUGAGGGGCUCCGUCCCCUGGGUCUUUGAAAGAUGGACACUGAUCCAUUUCAACUACAUGGGAGCUGGGCCGGCGGGGGGCGGAGGGGAAGGUGAGCGCCUUCGCCUGUGCCCUUGCCCCUGGGGGCCCACCACCCUGUCCGUCCCCAGGUCUCUGCAGAGCAGUCCUUACUCCUAAGUGCUGUGUCUUCUUGGGGCUCUCGGGGAGGGUGGAGGCUUCCCAGCUCAGACCCUCCCGGACCUGCUUCUCCCAGGCCCGAGGAAGUCCUUCUUAAAGUGUAGCCUCGAUUCACCCCGCGGGGAAUUGAUUCAAGAGCCUGGUGGGUCAUUCUAGAAACAGACACGCACACACCCCACCUUUCUGGGGCUUCAUGAGGGCUGGGGGUCAGGCCCCUGUCCUCGCUCCCACCCGGUAUCCCACUUAGUUUUUGCCCUCCGUGGGAUUAACAAUCUCAGUCAUGGCUCUUUCUCCGGGCCUGCUUUGGCUCCUAGAAGUUAGAUUCCAAGAAGGACUUCCCACCCACUGGGGUACAGUGGAGAUACUGUCCUUGAAGGCCUGGGAGAAUGGGGGCCCCCAGGGGUAUGAAGGCAGGGGGUGGGCAGCAGGGACUGGGUUGGGACUGGGUGCUGCCCCUAGCCCUGUGCUCCAGGCCACCUGCAGCUCUAAGUGUUCCAGACGGGGCGCCCCCGGUGCCCUGGCCUGGGGGCACCUCGCCCUCCCCACAGGAAACCUGGGAGCGUGGCUUUGCAUGUGAGAAAUAACCUCCUGUUUUCUAGCACUUGCCUUCCACCAGCCCCGCUCAGGGCCGGCCCUCCUUCCCGUCCCAGGGAGCACAGGGGACCUGCUCCAACGUCAUACUUGAGGCUCCGUCGUGCCCCUCCCCGGCCCUCAGCCCCCAACACAUCUCCCUCUCCCCAGUUUACUCUUCUCACCCCACCUAGGGAGAGUCCCCCCUGCUCUUUUUGUCCUAGAAACCCCGCUAGUUUGGGAAGGUAGAGUCUGGGGUGGGGAGGGCUUCCCCUUCCCACUGGAGGGUGCGGGUGGGGUAGGGUGGGAGGGGAGACAGCCCUGGGGCAGGGGGGUGGUCUCCACUGUAGAAAGUAGAGUAGGAUUGUGGUCAGACUUAAUUUGAGGCAUCUAGUGAGGACACGUAAAAAUCCACCAAGGAAAAAUAUUUCAGAAGCAAAAUAAAGGCAGGAAACAAAACGAACCCAUGGAUAAUCAAGUCAAAGUGAUGUUGCACAAAACGCAGAGAAACCAAGAAGGGGGAGGGCUACUGUAUUAAAUGUGCUAUUAAGAACUUAAUUUUAUUAAAAGUAUUAUUAAUUAAG
This is a messenger RNA of Lutra lutra (Eurasian river otter), 6834 nucleotides long. It is a transcript of the gene MEX3A, whose product is annotated as mex-3 RNA binding family member A. The record is from RefSeq and is a predicted model, not a curated record. The transcript is spliced from 2 exons. Gene Ontology annotation, molecular function: RNA binding. The coding region runs from base 745 to 2304 and encodes 519 amino acids. Lineage: Eukaryota; Metazoa; Chordata; Mammalia; Carnivora; Mustelidae.